Molecule: messenger RNA, 264 nt
Organism: Drosophila subpulchrella
Lineage: Eukaryota; Metazoa; Arthropoda; Insecta; Diptera; Drosophilidae
Source: RefSeq, a predicted model, not a curated record
AUGGCGCUAAUAAAUGCUUAUCGAAGACGCAUAAAGCGAGUAAAUUCGCAGCCAUUAAACGAGCAUAAAACUCUGCGGGGCCGAAACGAAAUUGUGGGGCCGACACAAAUCAAAGUACAAGCCUCAGAGCCUCAGGUCCAUUUUCCGUUCCCCCUAUUUCCUUGCAAUGAAAUAAAACCAGGCAACAAUGAAACCCAAAGCGGCUCCCAAACGAUUUCGGACCAAGGAAUUGGCCACCCACAAACUGGAAACCCAAACCCCUAG